AGCCCCACUCCGUCUCACACCCUCUACUCCACGAAAAAAAGAGCUCUCGUUCUUCGCGCCCACCGCGUUGGUGUCAAGCAUUCUCUCUGAUCCAUUUCUCUCUCCUCUGUGUUUUCUCUCUCUAGAUAGAUCGAUCCCUCCGUGAAGCUCUCAGCAGGAUCCUCGGAUAGCAGGGAGAAUGGGAUUGACUUUCGCAAAACUAUUUAGCCGGCUCUUUGCCAAGAAGGAGAUACGCAUUCUGAUGGUAGGUCUUGAUGCAGCUGGUAAGACCACCAUCCUGUAUAAGCUCAAGCUUGGAGAAAUCGUCACUACCAUUCCUACCAUUGGUUUUAAUGUGGAGACAGUGGAGUACAGAAACAUUAGCUUCACCGUUUGGGAUGUUGGUGGUCAAGACAAGAUCCGUCCUCUGUGGAGGCACUACUUCCAGAACACCCAAGGUCUCAUAUUUGUGGUGGACAGCAACGACCGCGAUCGUAUAGUGGAGGCAAGGGACGAAUUGCACAGGAUGCUAAAUGAGGAUGAGCUUAGAGAUGCGGUACUGCUUGUAUUUGCAAACAAGCAAGAUCUCCCUAAUGCGAUGAAUGCUGCUGAGAUAACGGACAAGCUUGGACUCCACUCUCUGCGGCAGCGUCACUGGUACAUCCAGAGCACCUGUGCCACAUCAGGAGAGGGACUUCAUGAGGGCUUGGAUUGGCUCUCUAACAACAUUGCUAACAAUGCAUGAAACGGUUGAAUGGGAGGGAUUGGGAAUCCUGGAUGCAGGGGUGAAUAUUAUCUAGUCUUUUUGCCUGUUUGGUGUCUUUUGAAGAUCGUCGGAUAUGCCGUAAUAUUCUCUUGCCAUGAUAGUGUCUCAUGUUCAGGUCUUAACGAUAUUUAGGAUCAUACCUAUACAGUUCUGUGACGGUCUUAAUGAUAGUGUCUCAUGUUCAGGUCCUAAAGUAUGGUUUUUGUUAUUCUGUGCUUUAUUCUUCUUCUAAGGUCUCGUGCUUUCGAUGCCCUCUUUAAUCUCUGUAGCCCGACUUAAUGAUUCUCCCUGUUCUCUUUUUUUUUUUUUCCUGGUGAGAUACUUCAGUCAUUCUUGAACUCGAACGUUUUAAGUGCAUCUAAUGGAGAUACCCCAUAUCCAUUCUGGAA
Punica granatum (pomegranate) is the source of this 1134-nucleotide messenger RNA. The record is from RefSeq and is a predicted model, not a curated record. Lineage: Eukaryota; Viridiplantae; Streptophyta; Magnoliopsida; Myrtales; Lythraceae.